AUGCCGGGCGGGCUCACAUCCCGCACUUCCAACCACUAUUACCAGCCACUAGCAGCACCAGCCUGUAAUGUAGGCUCUGACUCCAUCGCGCGCCGCUCGUGCUGGGCGGGGCGACCGCUGCCCGGCCGCCGCCGGCCAGCGGCGCUCCGGGCGGUCAGCCUGUUUGGCUUUGGCAAGCCCAGCACCGAGCAGCCGGCCGCAGCGCAGGCCCCUCCGGACGAGACUGGGCCUGUGCUGGUCCCUUUCACGCCCAUCCAGAAAACCAAGGACUACAGCUUGAGGCUGUUCGAUGCAUACCCAGUGGCAGAGGUUGAGUACUUUCGGCGGGACGAGGGCUUCCUCAUGCUGGGCAGCUACAUGAGCGGCAACAACGCGGAGCAGGCGCGGUGCCGCGAGACGCAGCCCGUCGGAUCGAAAAAGAUGCAGGUGCACAUCGUGCUGCGCGGCGGCGGCGGCGGCGCAGACAGCGCCCUGCCUCCCGCGCCAUCCAACCCUGACGUCGUCCUGGGCGUGGCCGGCGGGGAGGUGGUGGCGGCGCGGCAGUUUGAGGGCAACGCCACGCAGGAGGCGUGUGAGCGAUGCCGCGGGCAGCUGGUGGCGGCGCUGGAGCGAGAUGGGCUGCGGCUGGGGGAGGCGGAGGCGGGGGGGUACUUCCGGCUGGCGCAGUACGGCCCGCUGCACUCGCUCAGCACCCGCAUGAACGAGAUCUGGCUGGGCGUGAGGCUAAAGUGA
This is a messenger RNA of Chlorella variabilis, 732 nucleotides long. RefSeq lists its product as hypothetical. Bases 1 to 732 code for a protein of 243 amino acids. The transcript has 3 exons. The record is from RefSeq and is a predicted model, not a curated record. NCBI's taxonomy places the organism in Eukaryota, Viridiplantae, Chlorophyta, Trebouxiophyceae, Chlorellales, Chlorellaceae.